Effrenium voratum is the source of this 2398-nucleotide messenger RNA. The record is from the annotation of a GenBank genome assembly. Lineage: Eukaryota; Dinophyceae; Suessiales; Symbiodiniaceae.
AGCAAAUUGAAAGUAUAGUUGCUGACAAGCCAAAGUGCAGCUUCCGAAAUGGACUUGGCCAGGGUCACAGUGCAGGCGCCAAGCAGACUGCUAAGUGCGCCAAGUGGCAGUCUCAGAAGACCAAAGCCAUGCCUUGGCUACGAUUUGGACAGGAGCGGCCGAGCGACGAAGAGACUAUCACAGGAGGCUUGGGAGGCUGCCACAACAACUGCAGUUUUGACGGCAUGCGCGAGGCAUCGUGGCCGGAGACGCCUGGUGGCAUGCAAAGCGGCAGAGGUAAAGGUUACAGAUGCGACGAAGGAAGGGAAGAAGGCCACGGAGUUUUGCAAGAAGGGCUCCAGAAUAGAGGUGUUGGCUCCCUCCCAGCGCUGGCGCGAGGCACAGGUGGUUCGAGUUGGGGGUGGUGUUGCUCGUGUUCACUACUCAGGCUAUGAUGCACAGUUCGAUGAGGAGGUUCCCUUGGACGAUGGAAGGCUCCGACCAUGGGGUCAGCUGCGCGGCGAAAAGCUGGCAGAGCGCAAGGAAGGCUUUCAGCUACAGAUAGAUGCUGGAUGCUGUCCAGGGUGCGGGGUGCGCUUACAGUGCACCGACAAAAUGGCCUUAGGCUACAUUCCGCGCAACAAGUUUGUCCAGGAGGAAGCGGAGGAUCCAUCCAAGCCGCUGAAUGCCGAGGAUGAGGUGGCGUUGCUUUUGAAGGAGGACAACGCUCAGGAACGGAACACCUUUGCCGUGCCCAGUCGAUCAUCGCAGAAGUUCUUCAAAGUGGUGGCGAACGUGUACCUGGACAUUCGCAAGGAGCCGGAUGUCAAUGCGGAGCGCACUGGCGAGAGCUUGGUGUUUGGCGAGCAGUUUCAGGUCGACGAGGUGUUGCUCAGCGCUGAUGCGCGCAACUACUUCCGCUUGGCUGAUGGGCGAGGUUGGGUGUUUGACCGCGGCAUGGUCAGGGGUGCUAUGACACAACUGAUUGCUCCAACCACCAACGGGCUAUCUGAAAUCAAGAAGGCCCAGAAUGAAGCCAGAAAGCCGGUUUGUAUGCGCUGUUGGGGGCUCUGGCAGUACAACGACUGCGAUGAUGUUCUGAGACCAGCCUACGGAGGUGCAGGAAGCCAACAAGCAGCCUCGGACGAGCUUACAGCGGAAGCUUUUGAGGACCUCCUGAACAACACGCUGGCUCCAGUCCAGGAGGCUUGUAUCUUUGCGGUGGUGGACGUCUUCGACUUCGGUCCAUCGUUUAAGCUGCUGCAAUACCUUGCUGAUCAGGUGUCCAAGAAGCCGAAGAUACGCGUUCGAAUCAUCGCCAACAAAAUUGACCUGCUGCCCAAAGACAUCAACCGCCCCCGGCUGCGGGGAUGGGUGGCGCGGGAAGCCCAGCUCGCCGGGCUCAGCCGGGUGAAGAUUAUGGACGUCUUCCCCAUGUCCUGCCAUAGUGGGGAGGGCAUCAGGCCUGUGUCCAAGCUUCUUGAGCAGAACAACACCUUUGAGGAACAUUACGUGGUCGGUGCUGCCAACGCUGGCAAGUCGUCUUUUCUGAACAGACUGACUCUGCGGAAGCGACGUGGAAUUGGACGUGUCACUGCAGAGGAUCAAUCGGGCUUCGUCGUGAGUGUUCUACCUGGUACAACCCUCCGGCCGAUCACGAUGAAGUUUGAUCAGGGCAACACGAAGGUGAUCGACAUGCCCGGGUUGCUGGUUCCUGGCAGCAUGGCGGAGAGGCUGACCUUGGAGGAUCUGAAGGAGAUCAUUCCACAGAAGAAGGAAGCCGUUCGGCUCACGUUCCACAUGGACGAGGGCAGGUCGCUCCUGCUUGGAGCUUUGGCGCGGCUAGAUUUUGUGCAGGGCAGGCCAUUUCAGUUCACGGUCUGCGUGUCAGAGAAAGUGAAGAUCCAUAGGACCCGGAUUGACAAGGCUGCGAGGAUAUGCCAGGAAUGGGCUGGUGAGGAGCUCACCCCCCCAUUGAGCUCGAAGCGAUUCAGCCAGCUCCUGCCCUUCCAGCCGCAGCGCUUUGAGCUGACGGGCAACGGAUGGGAUGAAGCUUGUAUGGAUAUCGUAUUUCCUGGCUUGGGCUGGGUUGCCAUUACUGGUUGUGGUGACUGCGUGGUUGAGGCGCACGCACCGGAGGGUGUGGAGGUGAUGAGCCGCGAGCCACUGUUGCCUCACGAGGCCAAGUGGACCGGCGUGAAGUACCGCGGCUUUCCUGGUUGGUACAAGAUCAAGGGCCGGUCUACCCGUGGCUUUGAGACUGGAAGGGCGAGAUAUGGCGUGAAGGGGCGGUGGUGACGACAUCGCUGACACUUUAAAGCCGCCAACGAACGUACGGGACCUUGCGCGAUGUUUCGCAAGUGCAACAGCUACUGUUGCUUGGCCUGCUGCGCAGUCUCUCAGUUUCCUCAUUUCGAUC